CAUUUAAUAAAUAAUAAAUGAAUUAACCACUUAUUGUUGUGUUAUAAAGCCAAGAAUCGUACCAAUUAUGGAUUGUAUAUAUAGUAUAGUUGUCCCAUCAUUUGCGCAAGCGUCUCACAUUUAAAUAACGUUUGUAAACAACUGUCUCGCAUUGUUUAACUACUCGAACAGUUUCUACUGUCAAUAUAAAGUACAAAAAGGAAAGAUGGAUUCAGAUAUAGAACAAAUUCAUAACAUUGUGCUCGAUGCUCGUCUUCCAUCAAGUACAAAUCAUUUGAAAAACCCGACGGAGCAGUUCGUAGUAAAUUUAAUAACAACAUUUCUUCGAAGAUUUCAUAUCGACGUCGGAGCAAUUGAUAAACCAACAAUAGAACAAUACGAUAUAAUGUCGUACAGCGAAGACACAGAAAUAAUUGGGAUCAUAAAUUUGCAAGUUGCUAUGAUACAGUUAUGUGAACGAAUAUAUAUAAAAGAGUUAUGUAUUACGGAUAUCAUUAGUCCAGGUUCAAAAAGGGUACGCAAACAAGCUAAAUUUCUUGCAAAUUUUAUACUAUAUGCGACUACCAAAGAGUCAGACAUAAAGGACAAAAUUAGUAAAAUUAAAAAUAAGGUGAAAACGUUACAGGACAUAAUAGAUAGAAAGAAUGAAGCAAUAGAAAUGAUAAACAACAAGGCAUUGCAUACAGCAAAGCAGUUGUCAUUGAAGAAUCAAUAUAUCGCAGACAUUCAAAAACUACAGGCCAGACUUGAGAAUAACAACAAAAUACAUGCCGAAGUAUUGGCAAAAAUGUCUUUGGAAGAAGAGAGAAAGCAACCAUUAAUAGAACUUAAUGGAUCUUAUAAAGUAGAAGUUUUGAAAUUGAGCAAAAUUGUAGUGGAAUUACAAUCAGAAAUUGUGAAGUCUCCUGAGAAAUAUAAAAUGCGUUUAAAGGAGUUGGAAAAACAACAGACUUCUCAGAACAAACAGCGCGAAUUGAUGCAGCAGACAUGUCAGGAUAAAAAACACUUAAUUGAACAACAGAAUGUUUUUCUGACUUUUAUCCAGAAACAACAGAAAAAAUUUAGUGAAGUUCCAGAUACAAUUGAGCAAUUGAAAAAUAUAACUGCAGCAGGAGACAGUAGCAAAAAGCAAAUUGAAAUGCUCAGAGCAGAUAUAAAGGAAUGCGAAAAAAGACUGGAGAGGCAAAAAGAUGAACGGAAAGAGAACGAAAUAGACGGACUUUGUGCACAAUAUGAUGAACGUCUUUCUUCUUUACGUAAUUUAAAUAUCCAAUUAUCAAGUAAGAAAAAAUUAUGUCAAGAAGAAUUAAAAGAAGUACUUGUUAAGUAUAACGAAGACUGCUUAAAAUUGAAGAAAAUGCAAAGUACUAUAAAAAAAUUGGAAGAUGAGACAGUAGGUCGUCUUAAGAGUUACCAAGAUAACUGGAACAAUGAAGUAUUGACUGAGAAAGCAUUGUGGGAAACAUGGAUGAAUCGUUAAAACAAAUAUACAUACAUUUUCAUAAGACUAUCUUCGAUUAUUGAUAAUAUUGUAUGAUAAUAAAGCACAAAUAAAAUUAGUUUUUAAUAUUUUGUUUAAUUGCACGUGUUAACAAUAUAUUUUACAUAAUCAUUUAUAUAUAUAUAUAUAUAUAUAUAUAUUUAACUGUACCUAUUUAUCUAAAUAUUAUUUUUAUUAUUGUAUUAUUCAGUAACUGUGAAACAUUAAUAUUUGGAAUGAUAAUAAAUACGCAAGGUAGUAACAGUAUAUGUAUAUAAUUUAUACAAUAAAUAAUAUAAGUACUUCGGUUCUCUUAUUAUCUUGUUUCAAUAUGUAUUUUUUAUUACGGAUAUUGCCAUGUAGUUUCGAUAUUCAUGACUUUCAAUGCUUCGGUAUUCAGAUGUUUUCUACAUAUAUAUAUAUUGAUAGGGGUAAAUGUUUCAUAAAGAUCUUCUACUUUUUCAAUGAUAACAAUGAGUUUUACUUAUUUAGGUGAGGUUUUUCUUGUAUUAAAGUUAAAUUCAAAUAAGCCGUAUACUUGUUUUAAAUUCAAAGUACAAAAAUUUACUGCAUUCGUGAAAUUUAUCAUUCGCCAAAAAUAUAAAUUCUUACUGCCUUUAUACAAAAGUUAUUUCGGUGUAUUCGUUAAGAAUUAGAAAAUAAUUAAAACACUUCAAUAUCAUAAAACCGUUACUCGUCUUUUAACACAUUAACGAUUACAAACAUCCAAGUAAAAAUUUUGCAUUAAACUUUUUGUCGAAGCUUUAAUUUGACAUAUUUGUUCAAAAUGUAUUUCAUUCCUAAAGAAUGUGUAAUUACGAUUAAAAAAUAUAUUCAUAAAAAUAUAUACUAUAUUGUGUAUUCACAAUUGUUAAUGUGCUAAUUGUUGUUUCGUCGUUACGGAAAAAUGGAACAUUUUGUGCAGUGGAUUGAAAUGUAGCUUUAAUUUUGAUACAACUUCGUUAAGAAAUUUUAGAAUACUGUUUUACCAAUAAUCGUGUAAUACAAAUUAUUGAUAGACUCAAUUAUACCUUCUGUGCAAUAGUUCUGUAUAUUAUAUACAUAUUGACAGUUUUAACAAUGUAACAAGCUUUAACAGUAUGAUUACAAACUAAAAUAAUGUACAGUAUUUAUAACAGCAUAUACACGAAUUAUCAUGACUCUAUCUGCACAAACGUACAAGAUUCCGUGGUUAUUAUUUCACAGUUCGUAAGGGUAAUUAGUAUUUGUCGUAAAACUGGAAGGUAUACACUAUAUACAUAAUGUUCUGUUUUGCAAGUAUCUAUAUACGAAAGGUCCAAGUGCACGAGAGAAUUCGUUAAAUAUUUAUACAGCGAGGACUUUAAUAAAUAGUGUUCUCUUGCCUUUUG
Messenger RNA from Hylaeus anthracinus, 2850 nucleotides. RefSeq lists its product as uncharacterized. Lineage: Eukaryota; Metazoa; Arthropoda; Insecta; Hymenoptera; Colletidae. The transcript is spliced from 8 exons. The record is from RefSeq and is a predicted model, not a curated record. The coding region runs from base 206 to 1480 and encodes 424 amino acids. Gene Ontology annotation, cellular component: kinetochore; Ndc80 complex.